Oldenlandia corymbosa var. corymbosa is the source of this 2262-nucleotide messenger RNA. The record is from the annotation of a GenBank genome assembly. Lineage: Eukaryota; Viridiplantae; Streptophyta; Magnoliopsida; Gentianales; Rubiaceae.
AUGGUUUUCUUUGUGGUCCAUGCCACUCAAACCGAUUCGGAUUCUGAUGGGAUCUUCUACAGUGGGAUCGCCGACGAGUUUCUCCUUCACCUGAAGGAGAUGAAGGCUCUUAUGCCUGCGGCGGCGGCUCCGGCAAAACCAAGAACAGAUCUGGCCGGAAACAAGUGUUCCCCAACGGGCCUGGAUAUGUUUUGGCCCAACAGGCCAGGCCAACAUCCAAGUCGCAGGAAUUUAAGGGCUGUGUUUAAUGCAAGAUUGAACAUGGGAAUUGAGGAAAUGGAGAGCAAGAAUAAGUACAGUAUAAUAGUUCCUACCUACAACGAGAGGCUGAACAUUGCUCUCAUUAUCUAUCUCAUCUUCAAACAUCUACCGAAUGUUGAUUUUGAAAUCAUAGUUGUUGACGAUGGAAGCCCAGAUGGUACUCAGGAUAUUGUAAAACAAUUGCAAUCUGUGUAUGGCGAAAAUCGUGUACUACUGAGGCCUCGACCCAAGAAACUUGGUUUAGGAACUGCCUAUAUCCAUGGUUUGAAGCAUGCCUCAGGCAAUUUUGUAGUUAUCAUGGAUGCUGAUUUGUCUCAUCAUCCAAAAUACCUGGCAAGCUUCAUCAAGAAACAGAUGGAAACAGGUGCAGAUAUUGUUACUGGAACUCGAUAUGUCAAAGGAGGUGGUGUGCAUGGAUGGAAUUUGAUGCGGAAGCUGACGAGUAGAGGAGCUAAUGUCCUUGCUCAAACAUUACUCUGGCCAGGUGUAUCAGACCUGACUGGAUCUUUCCGGCUAUAUAAGAAGUCUGUUCUUGAGGAUGUUAUAAGCUCAUGUGUGAGUAAAGGAUAUGUCUUUCAGAUGGAGAUGAUUGUUCGUGCUACUAGGAAAGGCUAUAAAAUCUCUGAGGUUCCAAUUACUUUUGUGGACAGAGUAUAUGGAACUUCCAAGCUGGGAGGAUCUGAAAUAGUGGAAUACUUGAAGGGCCUUUUUACACUUUCCAAUUUUGUGCACUUUCCUGACCUGCCGAAAACAUCUCCGGUCGACGACGCCAUGAAGGCCACGCCGUUAAAAUGCCUACUACUCUUAGCCAUUGUUUUAGCAGCAAAUUCCUCGCACGCCAUCAGAUUCUCAAGCCGGACUUCGGAUAAUCCGAUAAUAGCCAAUGAACAAUUACAGACAGCAAUUUUUGCUCUGGGAAGCUUCUGGAGAUCGGAGGCCGUCUUUGGCUGCUUGGACGGAGUUGUGCGGACGACCGCAGGCUAUGCCGGUGGAUCCAAGCCUAAUCCCGAAUACCGUAGCUUGGGCGAUCACGCUGAAUCUGUGCAGAUUGAAUAUGACCCAAGAAUGAUCACUUUCAAACAACUUCUGGAGGUCUUCUGGAGCAGUCAUGAUUCGAGGCAAGUGUUUGGGCAGGGUCCCGAUGUAGGUAAUCAGUACAGGUCUAUAAUUUUCACCAAUGGAACUGAAGAAUCAAGGUUGGCUGCCAUUAGUAAAGAAAGAGAGCAGACAAGGUCAAUGGGUGGCAUUGUAACCACUCAAAUUCAACCAUUAAGUUCAUUUUAUCCCGCUGAGCAUGAACACCAGAAGUUUGAGCUGAAACGGAAUCCAUUCCUUCUUCAGCUGAUUGGGAACUUGCCAGAGGAAGAGCUCCAGAGGUUAACGCUGGCAGCAAAGUUAAAUGGAUAUGCAGCAGAACUUUGUCCAACAAGAAUGCAGAAACACAUUGAUUCGAAGAUUAAUGACAUUGUUAAAAGGGAGCUGAACACAGUGCUGGCUCAAUCGAAAAAAACCCCAUCGAAUUGGGAAAAAGCAGCAAAAAUAGAUUCCGAUCGGAAGAGGAAGAGUGCUUCUGCUUCGAAUCCAUCUAGAACAACAGAUCGUUCCGAGAAGCACAAGAAGAAGACGAAAAUGUCGUCAUCCUCAUCUUCCCGCGAUAAGGUUAGGGCUUCCCACAUCUUGAUAAAGCACGAGGGAUCCCGACGCAAGGCUUCCUGGAAGGAUCCCGAAGGCCGCGUCAUCAGUAGCACCACGCGCGACGCCGCUGUUUCCCAGCUCAAAGCCCUCCGCGAUAGCAUUGUUUCUGGUGAGGCUAAGUUUGAGGACGUCGCCGCUACUCACUCUGACUGCAGCUCUGCCAAGCGCGGCGGAGAUCUCGGGCCUUUUGGGAAAGGACAGAUGCAGAAGCCUUUUGAAGAAGCUACAUUUGCCCUGAGGGUUGGUGAGAUAAGCGACAUUGUGGAUACUGACAGUGGAGUUCACAUCAUAAAGAGGACUGGUUGA